AUGAAGUUCGGAGUUUUUAUCGCGGCUUUUAUUUGUGUUGCGUAUGCAACAAAUAUCGAAAAUGAUAUUGUUCAAAAAGAAAUAUCAGAAGCAUUAUACGAUACUUCUAAUAUUUCUCCAGCAAAUAUAGCAUGUUCGGUAUCGGUGCACACCCAUUUGGCAGAUCCACAACCACUUCUUAUAAGGCCCGGAACCGAACAAUUUUUCCAUCCUACUGACAGUCGUGGUUUCAUCGAAAUGACUCUUAAUCAACCGAUGGAACUUUUCUGUACAACUGGAUUUGCUACACCAUCAGGUGUUAGUGGAAGCUUAAUCACAAUCAAUUGCAGUCAAGGGACAAUUUUCCGAUUUAACAAUAUCUUUUACAAUAUGAAUGAGUUUACGUGUCGCGAUUGGCCAACUCACGUCCCUCGUCGACGAACAGGAAGUCAACGAUGUUUCAACAAUGGAAUAUUUGUGGACACAGGAUUUGCUGUAAGUAACCGUUUCCUGCGUGUUUUCACGACUUGUCAUGACACUGUGACUGAAGAAAAUUAUUACACUUCUUAUCAUAUAACACCACCAAGUGCAAAUCAAGUAAGAAACGUAGUGAGACCUCGAUGGGAACAAGCAGAUUUCUUUCCUGGAAAGAAUGUUGAUAGUUUACAUACUCGUACUAACCAGAGAAAUACGAUCGCCGCAAUUCUUAACUCAGCAUCUCAAGCUGCAAGGUGGAUUGAAGACUCGCCGAGUGAUAUUUUCUUAGCACGAGGACAUUUAGCUGCAAUGAGUGAUUUUAUCACGCCUAAUGAACAAAGAAGUACUUUUUAUUUCACAAACACUGCACCACAAUUUCAAACUUUUAAUGGAUUGAAUUGGGUGAAUGUUGAAGUCAGUUCCAAUCACUUAGCCGGAAAUAGAAACAUCACGUUGGAAACUUACACUGGUACAUUUGGAAUUGGUCAAUUAAGAGAUGCCCUAAAUACUCCACGUCAAAUAUUCCUUGGAUGGCCUCAAAGACAAAUCCCAAUGCCAAUGCUUUUUUAUAAAAUUCUUAUCAAUCGUGCUGGAAAUUCAGGAGUUGUCUUACUUGGUGUUAACAACCCACAUUUGACAUUGACGGAAAUAUUGAGAGAUUAUGUUAUUUGUAGCGAUGUUGCUGACAUGAUUACUUGGGUGACUUGGCAACGUACAAAUUUGCAUAGAGGGUAUGGGUAUGCAUGCACGGUCAAUGAUUUUAUUAAUCGUACACGGCACAUUCCUGGUUUAUCAGUUGCAAACUUGCUGGUUUAA
Messenger RNA from Clunio marinus, 1272 nucleotides. The record is from the annotation of a GenBank genome assembly. Lineage: Eukaryota; Metazoa; Arthropoda; Insecta; Diptera; Chironomidae.